AUGGCCCAAGAAGGAAAACGCAGAAAGUCGAGCCAUGGUGGAAUCAAGUUUAUUGAUCAAACAACAGAAACUGCUCGCCUAGUCGAGAAGGGACGACCUAAACUGCCCGGGACCUCCAUAAUCAAAUUUGAUCGUGGAGAUAACAGGCCAGAAACUCAUAGAAAUCAGAUCAUGGAAUCUGAUAUUGCUAAUAUUCCAAUGAUGUUCAACCAGGAAAUGGCCGGUUUGUUUUUCUCUCCAGAAGGAUACGGUCUUCAGGAUCUUCAAGAUCCACCGAAUCCCGUCUCCGAUUUCGUCGAGAGCAUCCAUAGUUCUGAGCCAGAAAGUACCAGUCAUGAUAUGCACAGUGCAUCUGAAGAUGCGCAACUCCAUCACAUCUCCAACAUAAGUUCUCAACAAUCACAGCUUGUGGCUCCAUAUGAUUCCCAGAAUGAAAUAGGAUUGAUAAUGUUCUAUACGCAAACGAUAUGUCGCUUCUACACAAUGAAGUCACCCAACUGGAAUCUUUAUGCCUAUAUGGGAAGCAGGCUAGCCUGUCAGUACGUUCCACUCAAAUAUUCUAUUUUGGCCUUGACGGCACUUCAUAUGUCUAUCAGAGACUCUUCACCAAUGGACCUUGCGAAAAGAUACUAUGAUGAAGCACUAGCAGCUGUCAUGCAGGAAAAUUUCAAGGGUGGAAACGUGUCCGUUGAGCUUGAAUUGACAACAUGCUUUUUCCUACUUCUUUUUGACAUCACUAGGGGUACCAAACACGCAAGACAGAUACUUCGAAGAGUUUGGUUCAAAUUGCAAAUCGGCAGAUUUUUUGAGUAA
This is a messenger RNA of Ogataea haglerorum, 813 nucleotides long. RefSeq lists its product as uncharacterized. The record is from RefSeq and is a predicted model, not a curated record. The coding region runs from base 1 to 813 and encodes 270 amino acids. Lineage: Eukaryota; Fungi; Ascomycota; Pichiomycetes; Pichiales; Pichiaceae. The transcript has a single exon.